UAGACCUUAUUGCUAUUGGUGUUCUGUGCCUCGUGACGUCAUCAAGCUAACGAUUACCGAGCCAGUCGACUCUUUCCCCUGGCCCCGUUACCGCCGUCGUUGCGUUGAUCGUUGAGUUCAGUUAGUUCUAGCGCAGCAGCGUUUGGAUGUGCUCAGAGUGUAUCCGCGACUAUGUCGUAGUGUCCGUAGUGACAGUAGUUUGUUCCGCAAGAAUCAGUGACGGAAAUAAUCGUUAGAUGGUGAAGAUGUCGGUCAUGCAGAUGCAGCAGGCGAAACGUCAGCAUUGCUAUUUGUGCGACCUGCCCAGGAUGCCAUGGGCCAUGGUGCACGACUUCUCCGAACCGGUCUGUCGAGGAUGUGUUAAUUACGAGGGUGCCGAUAGGAUCGAGAUCGUCCUGGAGACGGCACGACAGAUGAAACGAGCUCACGGCUUCCAGGAGCAAAGAUCGGCCUCGCAUAAGAGCCACCGGACGGCAGCCUCCAGCCACGAGCACCAAAACGGAGAAGUGGUGGCGACGUCGAGCCGCCAGCAGGCCACCACGCACCAUUCUGGAACGUACAGUUUACAUCAUCCGCGAUCCGGGAUGUUGGCGGAUUACCAAGCCCAGCAGCAGCCUUUACCGCCUCGCGGAACGGCUAUACCUAGACCCCAACAAAUGGAGGCUACACAGGAGCCUGAGGCUCUGGUAGCGCGACCUACGGUCCGGUUACCCUCAGCGACGCAUUUGGCUCAUCACCAACUCCAGAGUCAUCAUCAUUCCGCCAAUGGAAGACCCGGAAUGCAACAACAAGGCUUGAAACGGGGCUUGUCGACGGCUGAUGACGACGACCAUCAUGGUUUGCAUCACGCUAAUGGGGAUAUCAAUGGUGCUAAGAGGAUGAUGUCGGUAGAAGAACACAGUAACGCGGUUAGACCUCCGUUGACUAGAGGAGAAUCGCUUCCAGCGGUUUCGUUGGCACAACCAUUUGUCGUUUCGACCGAGAGGACCUUCAAGCAGGAGAAGCAUCCUCUUAGGACGGCGUCGUUUGAUACCGCCACCGCUUUCAAACCCAAUGCUCCCGUUUCAGUGGCGAAUGCUAAUGGUUCCAGUUCGGGGUCUCCCUUAAAUAACCGCACAGGUUCUCCCCCCGAUCCUAACGCCGGUACCACCCAACAAACUCAACAAUCGGGUGGUACGGGACAAAGUCCCAUGGCGGCCCUUAUGUCAGUGGCCGAUAAUUUGCCACCGGGGAGUCCCCGAUCGGCCGGAGGGAGUCCCCCGAGUAGUGCAGCUCCACGAUCGGCGUCGAGAGGUUCGCAACAUUCGCCAAAUUCGACAGGUUCGUCGAGUGGUAGACGAUCGUCGGGGUCUCGUCACGUGUCUUCGACUACGGUGACCUCGACGGAAGCUGGGGGUGUUAUGGGACCUAAUGCCGAGUCUAUGACCGGAAGUGGCGAUAAUGUUGCGCCCACAGCACCUGCGACUACGGCCACUUUGAAGUGUACUCUUUGUCAGGAGAGAUUGGAGGAUACGCAUUUUGUUCAGUGUCCUUCUGUACCUCAUCACAAAUUCUGUUUCCCUUGCAGUAGAGAAAGUAUCAAGAGACAGGGGGCCGGUUCUGAGGUGUACUGCCCUAGUGGUGAAAAGUGUCCAUUAGCGAACUCAAACGUGCCGUGGGCAUUUAUGCAAGGAGAAAUAGCGACGAUACUCGGCGAGGAGUACAAAGUGAAGAAAGAGCGGGAAACUUAAUAUUGGAUGUGCUAAGUACGAAGUACGAGGCUCUCUUUAACUCGACAAUAGUCGAGAUGUCUCUUUUUAAACAAUGAAAGAGAUGAUUUGUUGAAAAGUUGCUGGCGAAAGUUUGGAGAUGGUGGAUUUAGUAAAAAAUACGGUUUGUCGGUAAAAUGGUUGAUUGUUAAAUGGAAGCGAAGAAGGCUGUGUCGAAUAUAUUAGUUUUUAUCUUGGACGAAUCGUCCAACUGUCCGUCUUAUGAUUGUAUAUCCACCGAAUUAAAAAAUAAAAAACAAAAAAAUGGCUAACGUCGCCGAAAAUGUACAUAUAAAGAGUCGGGUAGUGGAAAGAAUUUGUUUUUGUUUAUUUGUUUACAAAUCAAUUUUUGCCUAAACUUUUUCUGAUUAUUUCUGUCUCAGCUUUUGUGUAUUGGACGUUUUACUUUGUAAAUACUGUAUAUAAAACUCGUGCUAAAAUUUGCAAAAAAAAGUGUACAAAACAUAUAAUUUAAGUGAAUUAGUUUAGUGUUGAAAAAAAAAUAAAUUUAAUACGCACAACUAGCUAGUACUGAUUUCUACCUUUUGUAACUACUUGUCUAGUUGUUAGUGUGAAAUUUAUUUACUUGAAGUAUGAUUACGUUUUAUUUUCUCGUUUAAAACUACUCAUACUCUAAAAGGCCUCUUAUUGAAAAAAGCUGUAAAUAUUGUAUAUUCAUCAGCUAUUUAACGACAUAAAAAUCGACCAGAUUUUAAAAAUGCCGUUUAUUAUUAGUUUAGAAACUUCGUUUAUUAAUGGUACAUUUGGGCCAUGGCUUUUUUAAUUUAUGGAAAGUAACCUAGUCAAAAUGUGAAGUGUCUCGCACUUCAUUUAUAGGAACUCAAAACUCGCUGGUAUAUUGUAAGAACGAUAAUUAAAGAAAAUCCUUGAUUAAAAUAACAUUUAACUUGUAUAUUUAUACCAUGUUUAAUGUUCAAGGUCUCCUCACAUUUGUUUGCUUGUUUAGUAAGAAUAGAACAGUUCAAUUUUUUUAAUUUCUCAUCAAUUGAUUUUAAGUCGGUUUAUUCUUCCUAAACAAAGCUUCAAACGAAACGACCACAUUGAAUUAUUGUAUAGACCUUGUAAAUAAAAUACUUGUAUUACCCUAAAACGACAUUGUUAACCCCAUUCAUUGACAGAAGUAACCACUCCACUUUGGAUUUUUCGUAAACGGUACGCAAAAUUUUACAGCAGGUCGAGGGUCUUUUCAACGAAUUUUAAUACUGUUGUAAUUUUUUGUGUGACGUUUCAACCCUUGGAAAUAUUGUGAGUUUCACGUCCAUCAGAAGUGAGGGAUUACAUUUUUUACUUCUUUGGCCCUAAAAAUAGAGGACUUGUAACAUUGAGAGUUUUGAAAUUUGUGAUAAAUGCACAGAUAUUUGUAUUGACAAUGUCAAUCUUGUACAUUUCGUAGUUGUUAAUUUGUAUAACAACUGACAUCUAAUUUGGUUGGAAAGCUUGUAUAAUCUUUGCUGUUAGUGGAUGUCAAAUAAAAUGAGAUAAUCAAUG
Tribolium madens (black flour beetle) is the source of this 3257-nucleotide messenger RNA. Its product is annotated as interferon regulatory factor 2-binding protein 2-like. The coding region runs from base 237 to 1730 and encodes 497 amino acids. Gene Ontology annotation, molecular function: transcription corepressor activity. Gene Ontology annotation, cellular component: nucleus. The transcript has 4 exons. NCBI's taxonomy places the organism in Eukaryota, Metazoa, Arthropoda, Insecta, Coleoptera, Tenebrionidae. The record is from RefSeq and is a predicted model, not a curated record. Gene Ontology annotation, biological process: regulation of transcription by RNA polymerase II.